UUAUUUACCCCUGGUGUGAGGAUCAUCUACACAGAACUUCCUUAGCAGAGAACAUCCCUCUGUAUCCAGCUGCGAUGGGGUGCCACUCUAGCAAGAACAUCCAGGUGGCGAGUGAGUCCCAGGAGCCUGGAGAACAGCCAGAGGGUGAAGAACCCAGUCUGGAGGUGAGCUCAGAGACAAGAGAUGGUAAAGAUGCCUCAGUGAAGGAUGGAGCUUCUGAGUGCAAGAGCUGAGAGUUUUCUCUCUUCUAAUGGACCCUCACAUCGUUCCUGAAAUGCUCAGAGUGAGGGAAGAAGAGUCUUUGGGAUUCAGACUGCAGAAACACAUUCAGGCUUUGCUCAUUGGAACUGUGAGGAAAAUAAUGACCCUUCUUUUCCCUAGUUCUU
Erinaceus europaeus (western European hedgehog) is the source of this 386-nucleotide messenger RNA. RefSeq names its product CHD9 neighbor (gene CHD9NB). The transcript has a single exon. The coding region runs from base 75 to 233 and encodes 52 amino acids. Lineage: Eukaryota; Metazoa; Chordata; Mammalia; Eulipotyphla; Erinaceidae. The record is from RefSeq and is a predicted model, not a curated record.